CAACAAUUUAUGUUGUGACGUACUCGCAGCUCGCAGAGCUCGUAGGGCGAUGCAACUCGGAAUCUCCAGAGUCAAGCACAAACAUUGAAAGAAAAGAAACAGCAAGAGUGACACACUGCGCGCCACCACAUAAAUGAGAAGAAAAAUGAGUACAUCAAAAGUGAAAAUAGUAUAGUCACCCGGCUAAAAAAAAUCGAAUCUUAUUAUUGUGCUACGGAAUAUUAAACAAAUUUUGUUUUCGCGAUGAGUCAGAGAUCAAGGUACGGCUCGUUUUAUAGAUAGCGGGACAACAGCUUAUAUAUAUUUGCGCAGAUAUAUAAUAACAUCUGGAUUCAUCGAACAGUUACUGGGAGAUCAACACAGACAGAACAAACAAAAAUUCUAUAUGUGCAGCAUUUUUGGUUGCUGCGACAACAUGGAGAAUGAAUCGUUUGAAGAGUUGUUUAAAAUACGAUCUAUCGACAGAGCCCUUCGAAUACCGAGUGUCAGUUAUCUUUGGGACAAAUCAACAAAAGCUUAUGGCAAGGUUAAAGGUGCUAAUGUAUUUAUUAAUUGGGCCUUUGAUACAAUGGAAAAUGUCGUUGGCGCAGUUAUUGUAAGAACUUUACCAGUUGCUCGGCUCAUGGAGGGACCCAUUUAUAAUCUUGACAAAACGCUCUGUCAGGGCUUGGAUUUUGUUGAGGUUAAACUCCCCAUCAUCAAGGAAGAACCAAAAGAAAUUUUAGACCGUACAAAAUCUUUGGUAACUGACCAUCUUCGACCAGCCGUUCAGACUUUCAUGGAUCUGAAAGAAGAAACAGAACAGAGAGUUAAAAUCAUAAGACUGCAUACGUCCUACAAGGUCCAUUACCUCAGAGUUUAUAGCUGGCGUCAGGCUGACAAAGUUAUGUCUACUGAAACUGGAAUAAAUAUUUUGCGAACUGUCGAUAAUACAACGGUACUUGCUGAAUUGAUGCUUGACAAAUACCUGCCGGCUGCUGAGGACGAGAAUUACGAAGCUGAGGAGAUGCAAUGCUGCGAUCAUGACAAUCUCCAUCACACAAUUAUAAGACUAAGCGAAUUCGGGAGCAGAGCUACACGACGUAUAUAUUUCGCGGUAAUGGAUCGUUUGCAACACAUGUACAAAAUCGAAAUACUCAUUGUAUUAAUUCACGUACUCGUAGUAAUACGAGUCAUCAAGAUUCUCGAAAUACCACUUAAUCUCAUCCUUAAGUUUAUCAACGACUGUUUUACGGCAUACUGAAAGGAACAAUUUUAUACUUUGUGAUAACUUUGUGUUUUAUAUCCUUAUGUAUAAAGAAAAUCGUCAAUGAGAUAAUCGUCCUUACAUUUUAGCAGAUUUUAUGAAGCUUUACGUCUCAUCUAUAAGCAUGUGGGAAAAAUCUAUGCAAAUAAUUGCGAAAACAUAAUUUUAAAUCCUACUUAGAAUACGAUAAGUUUAUACUGUCGUGUGUAUUAUGAUCUGAAAUGUGUAUAUUUAAAAGUGAUAUUCUAUAAUAAGUCAAGCAAUUGAAAAAAAAAAUCAUUGCAAAGUAGAUUUUUUCUAACAUGUUUGUAAAGCUAAAGUGCUCAACAAUUUAGGCAUCAAUCUUCGUAGAAUGAUUAAUACCAAAAGAUCAACUCAGUAGCAACUAGAGUAGUUUUGAAGACUAAGAUUUUCAUUAAAAAGAGAAAUGGCAAAAUCUGUUCAAUUGUGAAGGCGUCUAUCGUAUCGACAUUUUUAGUACGUACGAAAUAUGUUACGUCCACUAUCACAACUUCGAUGGCAACCCUCUACGGUUUUCUUUGAAUUUUAUUAUUUCGAGAUUAAAAACUUCAAAAUUCCUUUUAUUUCACAAAUUUAUGUUCCUUUUCGCUUUACUCAAUAUGGUGUAUUUUUUUUUUUUAGUGGUUCGAAAAACAAAGGUAACUGAUGAAACUUCAUACCCGAGCAGUUCGUAAGAGAAAGGAGAAUCGGAAACGAGAAAUUCAAAUGACAGAUUUUAUCAUUGUACUCAAAUUUCCAAAUUUCUAUUAAAUUUUAUGAAAUUUUUUUCUUGUUCUCUUUUCUACGGAACUGAGUGAAAUUUGAAAUAUCGAAAUGGAUUAUAUAAACAAAGAAAACCGGAGUGGGUUUUACGAGUCGAGAUGGACUGGCGCAAACCAAUGCAAAUGCUACUAUUUUUUUUUAUUUUUUAAUUACUGCACCAUAUAGUCACUUAUUUUAUCAUUAACAAUACGUUCUCAGACGAGUCGUCACAAUAUUACUCGAAAAAUGUGAAAAGUCAAAACAAAAGAGUUUGAUUAACUAGUCCAAUGGCGUAUAAAAUUUCUACAUUACUGAGUGACUUAAAGCCUUGAUACUUAGAAAUGUAUUAAAUGUUAGAUUUAUGUGUGUGUGUGUGUGUGUGUGUGUGCGCCUAUCGAAGAUUUGACAAUUUUUGAUGAAAUUGAAUGACUAAUAUUUUGAAGACUUAUUGAUCUUGUUUACAAUAAAACAAAUAUACUAAUGACAUUAUUUUGGUUGAAUUUAACGAUAUUGUGAAAUGACACUGAAGUUUGCAACGUUGGAGUCCAACCAAUUUUUUGGAGUUACUAAUUUUUUAUUUCACGAAUCAUUGGUAUAGACUGAAAAAUUAAAAUUGUAAAUCAGGCAGGUAACAGAAUUGGAGAGUUACUGGAAUUGUUGGAGAGUUUUUUAAAAUCAAUUCGUUAGACUUCAGCGUCAUAUUGCGGAACAAGAAUGAUCUCGUGGUUGGAUGACGGAAAUAUCAAAUCGUUAACCAUAAGAAAGUAGCUUAUAGAGAAAAAAGGUUUAAACUGAGUACAGUAAUCGUGGAUUUUCUCACGUGUGAAGAUUUUUCAGUGGCUUGAAAUAAAUGAGAAACUACUCACUCGUCAUGAA
This is a messenger RNA of Venturia canescens, 2884 nucleotides long. RefSeq names its product lipid storage droplets surface-binding protein 2-like. Bases 386 to 1243 code for a protein of 285 amino acids. Gene Ontology annotation, cellular component: lipid droplet; cytosol. NCBI's taxonomy places the organism in Eukaryota, Metazoa, Arthropoda, Insecta, Hymenoptera, Ichneumonidae. The transcript has 4 exons. The record is from RefSeq and is a predicted model, not a curated record. Gene Ontology annotation, biological process: positive regulation of triglyceride storage; lipid storage.